ACAUUUUGCAAGCCGUCUUAAAGAAACAGGUCAACUUAGUUUAGGGAUGAAACUUGAAAGUAAGCUUCGUCACAAAAAACACAGUUCAACACCACCUCGCCCGUCCGCAGGCAGCUCAGAGGAGAGGAAGUGAGGCCAAGACAUAUUUCACGCAGCACAGACUAAACCCCAGCUUUUAUCUUUCCCGCUGAUCCUUAAGGGACCAACCGUACUGAUUUUCCGUCAUGUUCCGCGCCACUUCCGUUCGCGCACUUUAAUUACGUCAGGCGUCCUCUCUCGCGGUAUCAUCCGGUUGCUGAGGCCCUGUAAUAAAGGUCUCGCGAAAUUUGUUCUAGAGGUCCAAGCUUGCUUCUUAGCUUACUCCACCCCACCCCCAACCUGUCCCUCCUUUUCUCUCCAAGUCACAAAAUUCUCCCCUCCCCUACCCCGGAGUUUACGGCCCUCCUCCUGUUUCCGAUUUCAGCCCGGAACCGGAAGUGUAGUGGGCGGGGCCCGUCGGCGGAAAACGCAGCGGAGCCAGAGCCGGACACGGCUGUGGCCGCUGCCUCUAUCCCCGCCACGGAUCGCCGGGUAGUAGGACUGCGCGGCUCCAGGCUGAGGGUCGGUCCGGAGGCGGGUGGGCGCGGGUCUCACCCGGAUUGUCCGGGUGGCACCGUUCCCGGCCCCACCGGGCGCCGCGAGGGAUCAUGUCUACAGCCUCUGCCGCCUCCUCCUCCUCCUCGUCUUCGGCCGGUGAGAUGAUCGAAGCCCCUUCUCAGGUCCUCAACUUUGAAGAGAUCGACUACAAGGAGAUCGAGGUGGAAGAGGUUGUUGGAAGAGGAGCCUUUGGAGUUGUUUGCAAAGCUAAGUGGAGAGCAAAAGAUGUUGCUAUUAAACAAAUAGAAAGUGAAUCUGAGAGGAAAGCAUUUAUUGUAGAGCUUCGGCAGUUAUCCCGUGUGAACCAUCCUAAUAUUGUAAAGCUUUAUGGAGCCUGCUUGAAUCCAGUGUGUCUUGUGAUGGAAUAUGCUGAAGGGGGCUCUUUAUAUAAUGUGCUGCAUGGUGCUGAACCAUUGCCAUAUUAUACUGCUGCCCACGCAAUGAGUUGGUGUUUACAAUGUUCCCAAGGAGUGGCUUAUCUUCACAGCAUGCAACCCAAAGCGCUAAUUCACAGGGACCUGAAACCACCAAACUUACUGCUGGUUGCAGGGGGGACAGUUCUAAAAAUUUGUGAUUUUGGUACAGCCUGUGACAUUCAGACACACAUGACCAAUAACAAGGGGAGUGCUGCUUGGAUGGCACCUGAAGUUUUUGAAGGUAGUAAUUACAGUGAAAAAUGUGACGUCUUCAGCUGGGGUAUUAUUCUUUGGGAAGUGAUAACGCGUCGGAAACCCUUUGAUGAGAUUGGUGGCCCAGCUUUCCGAAUCAUGUGGGCUGUUCAUAAUGGUACUCGACCACCACUGAUCAAAAAUUUACCUAAGCCCAUUGAGAGCCUGAUGACUCGUUGUUGGUCUAAAGAUCCUUCCCAGCGCCCUUCAAUGGAGGAAAUUGUGAAAAUAAUGACUCACUUGAUGCGGUACUUUCCAGGAGCAGAUGAGCCAUUACAGUAUCCUUGUCAGUAUUCAGAUGAAGGACAGAGCAACUCUGCCACCAGUACAGGCUCAUUCAUGGACAUUGCUUCUACAAAUACGAGUAACAAAAGUGACACUAAUAUGGAACAAGUUCCUGCCACAAAUGAUACUAUUAAGCGCUUAGAAUCAAAAUUGUUGAAAAAUCAGGCAAAGCAACAGAGUGAAUCUGGACGUUUAAGCUUGGGAGCCUCCCGUGGGAGCAGUGUGGAGAGCUUGCCCCCAACCUCUGAGGGCAAGAGGAUGAGUGCUGACAUGUCUGAAAUAGAAGCUAGGAUCGCUGCAACCACAGGCAACGGACAGCCAAGACGUAGAUCCAUCCAAGACUUGACUGUAACUGGAACAGAACCUGGUCAGGUGAGCAGUAGGUCAUCCAGUCCCAGUGUCAGAAUGAUUACUACCUCAGGACCAACCUCAGAAAAGCCAACUCGAAGUCAUCCAUGGACCCCUGAUGAUUCCACAGAUACCAAUGGAUCAGAUAACUCCAUCCCAAUGGCUUAUCUUACACUGGAUCACCAACUACAGCCUCUAGCACCGUGCCCAAACUCCAAAGAAUCUAUGGCAGUGUUUGAACAGCAUUGUAAAAUGGCACAAGAAUAUAUGAAAGUUCAAACAGAAAUUGCAUUGUUAUUACAGAGAAAGCAAGAACUAGUUGCAGAACUGGACCAGGAUGAAAAGGACCAGCAAAAUACAUCUCGCCUGGUACAGGAACAUAAAAAGCUUUUAGAUGAAAACAAAAGCCUUUCUACUUACUACCAGCAAUGCAAAAAACAACUAGAGGUCAUCAGAAGUCAGCAGCAGAAACGACAAGGCACUUCAUGAUUCUCUGGGACCGUUACAUUUUGAAAUAUGCAAAGAAAGACUUUUUUUUUUAAGGAAAGGAAAACCUUAUAAUGACGAUUCAUGAGUGUUAGCUUUUUGGCGUGUUCUGAAUGCCAACUGCCUAUAUUUGCUGCAUUUGUUUCAUUGUUUAUUUUCCUUUUCUCAUGAUGGACAUACAAUUUUACUGUUUCAUUGCAUAACAUGGUAGCAUCUGUGACUUGAAUGAGCAGCACUUUGCAACUUCAAAACAGAUGCAGUGAACUGUGGCUGUAUAUGCAUGCUCAUUGUGUGAAGGCUAGCCUAACAGAACAGGAGGUAUCAAACUAGCUGCUAUGUGCAAACAUUGUCCAUUUUUUCAUAUUAGAGGUGGAACCUCAAGAAUGACUUUAUUCUUGUAUCUCAUCUCAAAAUAUUAAUAAUUUUUUUCCCAAAAGAUGGUAUAUACCAAGUUAAAGACAGGGUAUUAUAAAUUUAGAGUGAUUGGUGGUAUAUUACGGAAAUACAGAACCUUUAGGGAUAGUUCAGUGUAAGGGCUUUGAUGCCAGCAUCCUUGGAUCAGUACUGAACUCAGUUCCAUCCAUAAAAUAUGUAAAGGUAAGUGGCAGCUGCUCUAUUUAAUGAAAGCAGUUUUACCGGAUUUUGUUAGACUAAAAUUUGAUUGUGAUACAUUGAACAAAAUGGAACUCAUUUUUUUUUAAGGAGUAAAGAUUUUUAAUUCUGUGAUUGUGUGUAUGUGUGUUGAAACUGUAAAGCUUUUAUGACUCUAAUAUUAAUCUCUUAAAUGAAAUUAAAAGGCAAAAGAACAUGAUUGAGCUUAAAUGAUCAUUUCUUCCUGCAGUGAUUCUUGGAUUGUUUUCUUAUGUAUUUGAAAAAAAAAAAAUGAAGAAAAAUAAUGGAAAAUGGAAGUAAUUACUCCAGCUAAAAAAGUCUUGGACUUAGAUUUCUUUUUAUGAUACCAAAUGAGAAAUAAACCAGGCAAAUCAGAAGGAAGUUAAAGAAGUAAAUAUAAAUUCAACAAGUGUCCUAAUUAUCCUGGAUACUGGAAUAUUUGAUUUUCCUUACAAUCCCGUUCUAGAAUGCCUGCCGCCUUUCAACACUUAAGAGAAUUUCAACACUUACAGAGUAUUUAUAUUGUUAACAGUAAUUUUGCUACCAAAACCUUCAGAAUAACUUUAAUAAUAAAAUGACAUGGAAAUAAUAGACUAUACAAACUCUAUAUUUUUUCAGUUGGUGUUAAAAUAAGUCACAUUUUGAUACCAGUACAAGAUGUCUUUUAAAUAAGGAUGUCAUCAGUCUGAUUUUUAUAGCAUUAAUGUUUUAUGAAGAAAAAGUUCAAAAUGAAAGCAUUAAUUGCUGUGAUUAUUAGAAUUCUAUCAUGACUGUAUUGUAGUUUUUGCUCCAUUUCAGAUAAGCAAGGUCUAAGAAGUUAUCAAAACUAUUCUUUAAAAUGCUAAAGCAGGUAACUUUUUCUUCCAUUAUUUUUUCCUCCUACCGCUGAGUUUUGUAAUGAAUUCCUUGUGUAUACAAGCAAUACAGGUGAAUACUAAACUGUUAUUUUUAGCUUCUUCAAAAGCUAUUUUAGAAAGCUUCCUGGAAAUAAAUGUCUUCUGUCAUUUAAUUUAAAUAAAAGGAGUGUUAUUGUUCCCAAAUUUGAUUACCUAGCUGAAACAGAUAUUGGGUUCAGCAUAGUAAUAGUAAAAUAAAAUUGGCAGAGAAAAUAACUGUAGACUAGGAUAAAGCAUGACUCCUCCAUAGCAUUGUUGCUUGUAUGUACAUCUGUCACUCCACUGAAAGGGACCUAGUCACUUUAAAGAGGCCUUUUAUCUCAGAGCACGAGAUAUCCAAGCGUGAAUGCUAAGGCUUGAUGUUUCCCUAGCAUUCGAGAUUUCAGAUUUUAUUUAUAGUCAUUGAUGUAUUUUGCUGUAUUGUAACACAUUUAAAGGGAAAUUUUGUUAUGGUUUUUACAUGUAGUCAUUUCAUAAAAAUAUCCGGAUAGGUAAAUGGAAGAAAAUAGUAGAUUGUAGUCAUGGUACCAAAUGCAAGAGGCUGUUGAACAGUUGCUUGUUUGUUUACAGUAAGUUCCUUGAGAUUUUCAGUACUGUAGUUGCCCUGGACAUUGAGUACAGUUCAGCCUUACUCUGUUUUUAAGUAGUUGUGUUGUCAAUUUCAUGCUUUUAAGUCCUGAUGAUCCUUGGAGAUGGGAGAAAAAGAUACCAGGGAUAAUUAAAAUCCACAGCCAGUUUCAUCAGUUUCCUCAUCCAUCCUGCACAUAGAAAUGUUAACAAGGAGCCAAACUUAUUCGUUCUGGUUUUACAAUUUAUUUUGACCCUUUUUUGGGUGAAAAUUGCAAACAGCCAAGCAAGUGGCUGGAAUGCCCCAGUCUAAGAAAUUCAAAAACAAUCACUGAGUAAGCCCUAAUUACAUUUUACUCUUGAAUCCAGGAAAAGAAAGCAAGCUUUUAUCUAAUCUAGAGGGAAGUAUUCGUGAGCAAUAAAAAUCACUUUUUUGAGUUGAAUAAUAAUCAGUUAAGAAUAUUUACCGCAUAGCAACACAACAUAUAAAGAUUUGUUACAAGUUGUUUACAAAUGUUUGACUAUUUUUGCUGAAGUAUUUUAGAGUAUUGAAUGUCUUCUCUCUUCAAGUUUCUUUCAUGUUCCUAAUUUCAGCUCCUGUAGCCAGAGAUCACAGGUCUUCCCUGUGAAACUUUGGUUUCUUUCUAUAAAUGUGUGUGGCUUUCAGCGCUCAACUCCUGUCUUCAAAUGGUAGUAAGUUCUACUUCUACUUCUGUCAUUCAGAACAUUUUAUGUCAAAUGAUGUAAUGCAGAAAUUCUUGUGCAUAUUUGUAACUGAAGGAAGCUUUUUAGAUUUAUUUUUGUUUUUAAUAAAAUUCAGAUUCCUAUUCUAAA
This is a messenger RNA of Gorilla gorilla gorilla (western lowland gorilla), 5332 nucleotides long. It is a transcript of the gene MAP3K7, whose product is annotated as mitogen-activated protein kinase kinase kinase 7. Gene Ontology annotation, molecular function: magnesium ion binding; MAP kinase kinase kinase activity; ATP binding. The transcript is spliced from 16 exons. Gene Ontology annotation, biological process: JNK cascade; protein phosphorylation; immune response. NCBI's taxonomy places the organism in Eukaryota, Metazoa, Chordata, Mammalia, Primates, Hominidae. The record is from RefSeq and is a predicted model, not a curated record. The coding region runs from base 687 to 2426 and encodes 579 amino acids.